This is a messenger RNA of Coniosporium apollinis CBS 100218, 657 nucleotides long. RefSeq lists its product as uncharacterized. NCBI's taxonomy places the organism in Eukaryota, Fungi, Ascomycota, Dothideomycetes. The record is from RefSeq and is a predicted model, not a curated record. Bases 1 to 657 code for a protein of 218 amino acids. Gene Ontology annotation, biological process: tRNA processing. Gene Ontology annotation, cellular component: nucleolar ribonuclease P complex. The transcript has a single exon.
AUGGCAUCGCCGGCACUUACUGCGAGGCUUAGGUACCUCCACGACUCUGCACAUCUCCUAGCCUUGGCUUCACCAUCCACAUCGGCUUUCAUGCAGACGGAGUUUCACAAGCUAGCACUGGAGAACGACCUCAAACUCCCAGAGGCGCGCCGUCGUGAGGUCUGCGGUGCUUGUGGCAGCAUCUUUGUUCCCGGAGUCAACGCUAUCGUCAGGCAGCAGUCACUACGACCGCCUCCCCAUAAGGUGUCAAAGAAGGAAAAGGCUAAGCAGCGGUCGUCGGUCGUGGAAUCCACUACAACAGCAGUUUACACCUGCAACAGAUGCAGCCGCAAGACACUGCUGGUAUCGAAGACUCAGCCUUCACCGAAGCCCUCCGCCGCUGGAUCCAAGGCAGCGUCUGCAGUCCCUUCGCCAACGCCAUUAUCCGCAUCCCUGGACUCAUCGGUUGGACCGUCCACGCCCACAGCGAGCAGCACUGCUAGUCCAACAGCAACGGGAGCGGUUCCCUCAGCAAAUGCUAGCAGUAAGAAACGGGCUAAGGCAAGGAAGCAAGGUAGUCUCCAAGCUGCGCUCGCGAAGAGCAGGACUGGACCGCCUGCGUCAAGCUCUGGUGGAGGCUUCGGUCUCGAUUUGAUGGAUUUGAUGAAGACUAACUGA